AUGGGUUCCCAACAACAAAUUGUCAAUGAGUUUCUGGCAUUCGUGCAGAAUGCCAUCGACACAAUGGAUGAAGUCAGCAUCGAGCAGAUCUGCAAAUCUAAUUUCAACGAAGAUGAGAUUUGCAGUGGCAAGAUGCUGCUGUUCCAGAGCUGCGGCAAAGCGCAGCAGAUGCCAUCUCGUCGGAGGGAUGGAGGCUUGAAGAGUGUCCAGGAUGUUACUGCAUUCUUGAAGAAUACCGAUCCGGACGACGUGCCUACUUUCGUGGCGAAGGAGCUGCACAAGUUGCCUCCGGUCACCUUUGACCACGUCGACGUCACCAGGCUGUUAAAGGACAUCACGUCCUUGAAGUCGAGUUUGGCUGAAGUUCAGUCAAAAUUGGAGGCGUCGGAUAACUCCAUAAGUGAGCUACGUGCCGAAGUUGCGUUGUUACGCAACCCCGCUUCGGUAUGUAGGUCACCGACAGUCUCCUACGUCAACACGCGUCGCGGGGCGCGAAAAGCAUCCGUCGGCAGUAUUGAGUCGGCUCGUAUGUCGCCGGUCAUUGCUGUUGUCAAUGCACCGUGCCCCCCUGCCCGCCCCUCCGCCUCGGAGGUUACGUCACCCGUAUGGACGUCAUCGCCCGGGCGUGCAUACGCCGCGACUAUUAGCAGCGGAACCGCGACUUCAAAACCCGAGUUGCGGAAAACUGCAAAGGGCGGUAGUAAACCCCGAAUGCCUGUCUCUGGAAUCGCAGGUGCCAAAUCUCAGAGGCAGACCGACAGGUGCGACGAGGACGGCUUCACAAAGGUGGAGAAGAGAAGAAAGAAACCCACCAGCCGAAAUCUAUGUGGCACAGCUCCAACGGGACAGAACUUCUUGCUUCGAGCAAUGAAGGUCCGCGAUAUUGUGCUAGUGGUUGUAGUAUGCGGUGGAACUGUGGUGGCGCUUUUGGCGCUUGCCGCGUAUCUAUACGCGCGGCGCCGUAAGCGCAAGCGCGACCUCGAGGACGGCACAAGUUGCGCUAUUAGGUAA
This is a messenger RNA of Hyposmocoma kahamanoa, 1011 nucleotides long. RefSeq lists its product as uncharacterized. NCBI's taxonomy places the organism in Eukaryota, Metazoa, Arthropoda, Insecta, Lepidoptera, Cosmopterigidae. Bases 1 to 1011 code for a protein of 336 amino acids. The record is from RefSeq and is a predicted model, not a curated record. The transcript is spliced from 2 exons.